Molecule: messenger RNA, 2096 nt
Organism: Caenorhabditis sp. 36 PRJEB53466
Lineage: Eukaryota; Metazoa; Nematoda; Chromadorea; Rhabditida; Rhabditidae
Source: the annotation of a GenBank genome assembly
AUGUCGGAUCCUCUGAACGCUCAAUCGGCAGGACCAUCCGAAGAAGAGAAAGCGAAAAUGCUUGAGCAGAAAAUCAGUGCCUUCCAAGACCACGUUGAACGUCCUGACAGCCGCCUCCGAAUCGCUGCAGAAAAAGCGCCGCGAGCGCCGGAAUUGCGAGCAAAAACUGAAGAGAGAGAAGGAGAAAACUGAGCACCUGAGGCAGAGAAACGAGCAGUUGGAGCAGAAAGUGAGCGAGUUGAUGGAGGGAAGAACGCCCACGGAAAGCGUCGAGAUGCCCGAGUGCGAGGUGUGCGGCGAGCAGUUCUGUAGAAUGGUCGAGAAGACGCCGAGGAUGCUGAGUUAGUUGUAGGAACACGGCAACCAAGAGUGAAAAAGAGAGCGUGGCCUUUCGCAAUUUCUCGCUAUCGAUGAAAACAUUGAAAUGUUCAUCAAAACGCAACGCUCGAGACAAUUUUCACAUAUUUCGGCCGAACCGAACAGAUUGCAAAUAAAAUCAGUUUUGAAAAAAUUGGAAUAACUCGCAAAUGUAAGCAUUUUUGCGUUCAAACAGCAAAAAUGAUCAAAAUUUAAGCAUUUUCAGCACAAAACUCGAAAAUCGAUUAAACUUUUCUAUUUCUAAAUGAACUCUGCCCGUUUUAGGCUGAAAAUGUGCGCAAUGAUUGAUUUGACGGAUUGUUGGUAUUACAAUGCAAAAUUAGUGUCAUUUUUGACGAAUGACAUGGAAAACAAGGUUAAAAUUUGUACCGUGCCCGAAAGGCCACGCCCCUUUUUUUGCUUUUGAUCGCCGUCGCCGUUUUUUAUCGGAAAACGGAAACGGAACAGGUCGUGAGGACAUAAUCUCUGCUCAUUUUGGUUUGAUUUUGAUCAAUUGUCCAGAAAACCCGUUAAAUGCGGUCAUAGUUGAAAAAACAUUGCCGACGAUCGGGACAGGAUCUCGUGUCCGUUUUGUAGAAAAGUAGAAAAGUCACCAGAUUGCCGGACUCCGAUCUGAGGAUUCUCAAGAAGAAUUACGCAAUUAUCUAUAUGUUCAUGAAAAGUUGAAUGAAGUUUUUACAUUACACUUUAUUGACUUUUUCUUUUAUCAGUUAUUCGAGCUCGCUCCCCCUAUCUAUACUUUAUUUUUCAUACAUUUCCAUGUAAUAUGUUAUUGUUUGUUGUUCGUCGUCCGAAAUUGUUCUCAUAGUCUAUUGUACCACCGUAUAUUGAUUGUUUUUCGGAGGCACUUCAGGAAACAAAAGGCAUUGAAGAAAUUGCAUAACAAGCUCCGCCCCCUUUGGCUCUUUUGAAAUUGCUGCUGAUUUUCCAUUCGUUUUUGACAAAAAUGAAGUGAAAACGGACAGGAAACAGUUGACAACAAAACCGUCUUUGACGUUGAGCACUUUGUUUAACCAACGAUUCAAAAGUUUUUUGCAGAAAUGGCCAGAGUUCGCCCACGCAACAUUGAAGAAGAACUGAAAACGAAGCGGACCAGAUUUUAUAGAUAUGAAGAGGACCGACUGGAAGCGGAAUUGAAAGCAAAGAGGCUGGAAUUGGAGGUGGCGAACAAACGGUUGAAAGUGAUGGAGGAGAAGUUGGAGAUACGAAUGAAAUAUAUGAAGGCGGCGGUGGCAAGGGAAGUGACCAGGAAUGCACUGUUGAUGAAACAACGGCACGAAGCGGCGUUCAAAGUGACGAGACUGUUCGACGAGUUGGAGAAGAACCGGAAGAAGAAGCAGGCGGCGGUGGAUCACUACGAAGCGAAGAACGAGGGACUGAAGCGGCGAGUGGCGGAGCUGAAGAACGGAACGGUGCCGCCCGUCUCGCUGAUGCCCGACUGCGAAAUAUGUUUGACCGAGUUCUGCAAAAGUGCCGAGAACGUUCCGAGGGUUUUGGGUGAGUGAGUCGAAGUGUAGAAUCUCAUUCUCAUUCUCAUUUAUGAUUUAGGCUGUGGCCACAGUGUGUGCGAGAAGUGCACACACGACAUGGUCGAGGAACAGGAAACGCAGGACACGCUCAUGUGUCCGUUCUGCAGACACGUCACCGAGCUGACCGACUCCGACGUGACGAGUCUUAAGAAGAACUACACGAUCAUCAAUAUGUUUUUGAGGAAUUGA